AUCUUGGAUGUCCGGGAGAACCCAAACUUGGUGAUGCCUCCAAAGCCCGUGGACCGAACUUCAGAGUGGUACAACAUUGACUUCUCCCUGCAGAAUCAAUUGCGGCUGGCUGGGGCAUCUCCUGCCACGGUGGCAGCGGCAGCUGGAGGGAGCAGCCCAAGGGACCCCCUGGCCCGGAAAAUGCGCUUGCGAAGACGCAAAGAUUCAGCCCAAGACGAUCAAGCCAAGCAGGUCUUGAAAGGCAUGUCAGACGUGGCCCAGGAGAAGAAUAAGAAGCUGGAGGAGAACGGAGACCUCAAAUACACGGAUCUGAAGACCCGCCGUUGGGACAAGAGUCUGGAGAAGCCUCAGCUCAACUAUUCGGAGUUCUUCACGGAGCACGUGGGGCAGCUGCCGGGGGUCACCGUCUGGCAUAUCGAGAAUUUCGUGCCCAUCUUGGUGGACGAGGCUUUCCAUGGGAAGUUCUAUGAAGCCGAUUGCUACAUUGUGCUGAAG
Thamnophis sirtalis is the source of this 495-nucleotide messenger RNA. NCBI's taxonomy places the organism in Eukaryota, Metazoa, Chordata, Lepidosauria, Squamata, Natricidae. The record is from RefSeq and is a predicted model, not a curated record.